CCCGCUGCGUGUCCCGCCCCCCGGGAAACGGGCGGGGUGGCUGGAGGGGCGGUCACACGUGCAGGUGCCAGGCGCCAUGCACGAGUGUACAGAGAGCGAGAGCCCAGGCCCCCGGCUGGGUGAGAUCCCUCCUGGGGAGACGUGGCUGCUGCGCUGCAGCCCGUGGCAGCUGUGCGCCUUCCCUUCGCAGCAGGAGCUGGAGGAGCAGGGCCCAGGAGGUCUGCAGGCAGGGGCUGAGGGUGCAGAAGUCCCUCGUGUCGUCCAGAUCAGAGCUGGUCCAGCACAAAGAGAUUUGGGGCAGGACACGAUGCAGGCCACGCAGCCCCCUUGUGAGGCCAAGCUGCUCUCCAUGACCCCACAGCUGGCACUGCAGGAUGAGCUCCCCACCCCAGAGCCCUGGCGCCAGCUCUUCCGCGGCCUCCGCUACCGGGAAGCCGAAAGCCCAAGGAAGAUUUGCAGCCUCCUGUGGGAGCUCGGCGGGCGCGGGCAGAACCCCCAGAGCCGCAGCAAGGAGCAGAUCCUGGAGCUGGUGGUGCUGGAACAGUUGCUGGCCGUCCUGCCCCAGGACAUGCAGAGCUGGGGGUGCGGGGGCCGCAUGGCGACCUGCGCUCAGGCCAUGGCCCUGGCCGAGGGGUUUCAGCUGGUACAGGUGGAGGACGAGAAGCUCCAGGUCACAGUGCAUGUGAAGGUCGAGGAGGUGUCCUCAGACAAGAUGCAGCCCACUGGGACCCUGCUGGAGCCUGGUGAUUCCUGGGUGCAGCAGCCAAAGGCUCAUUGUGAGGACAGGCCUCUGGCGGAGGCAGGAGAGAGAGAAACCCCAGGGCCUGAGGAUGAGGAGCCUCCACUUAACCUGGAGCCAGGUGCUGGGACCCUGAGCAGAGCAGAUCAGCAGCCUCCCAAGGAAGGGUCUGUCAGCCUGGAGCUGCAGAGACCCUCUGCAGGGAAACGGGGACAGAGCAGCUCCCUGACAUCUGGGCCAGGCCAGCUGCAGAAGGGGCAGGGCAGGCCUGCAAAGCAGGGGGAGAGCAUGGAGCUCCGGGAGGUGUUUGAGGACGUGGCAGUGUAUUUCACAUGGGAGGAGUGGGAGCUGCUGGAAGAGGAAGACAAGGAGCUUUACCGGGACCAGAUGCUGAAGAACUACCAAGCCCUCAUUUUCCUAGGAUAUCAAGGUCCCACACCUGACUUACUCUGCCGCAUCCAGUCAGGACAGGUGCAGCUCUGGGUGUGUGAUGAUGAGGACUCUGGGGAAAUCUUGAGGUCGGAGGACCUGCUGCCAGGUGAGUUGUGGCUGUUCCCUCCACCCAACUCCCCUCUCACAGAUGCUGCAUGCCCAGGGUGAAAGGGAGCCUGGACACUUCAGACCUGCUCUGUGCUGACAUUUCAGGGUGCUGACCUCAAAUCGCUUAUGUUGUCGUGUGUGCAGACAGGUGUUGUUCCACUCCCUAAAAUCCAAACUGUGGAAACUGUUACCAACAGGAUUCUUUUUGUCAAAGACCCCCAAGGGUUGACAUGGCCCCUUGCUGAUUUAACAUUAAGGAAACUUUAAUAAUUAUUACAAGUGUCCUUCCUGUAC
Molecule: messenger RNA, 1573 nt
Organism: Alligator sinensis (Chinese alligator)
Lineage: Eukaryota; Metazoa; Chordata; Crocodylia; Alligatoridae
Product: zinc finger protein 202-like
Biological process (GO): regulation of DNA-templated transcription
Source: RefSeq, a predicted model, not a curated record